Microplitis mediator is the source of this 2300-nucleotide messenger RNA. RefSeq names its product organic cation transporter protein-like. The record is from RefSeq and is a predicted model, not a curated record. Gene Ontology annotation, molecular function: transmembrane transporter activity. The transcript is spliced from 6 exons. Gene Ontology annotation, cellular component: membrane. Gene Ontology annotation, biological process: transmembrane transport. Bases 140 to 1792 code for a protein of 550 amino acids. Lineage: Eukaryota; Metazoa; Arthropoda; Insecta; Hymenoptera; Braconidae.
AUUAUAAUUAUACUUAACAAUCUGUUGCACUUAAAAUUAAUUUUUUAUUGUCUGAUAAGCAGCGUCGAAAAAAUUAAAAAUGUGUGUUAAUAAAUAAGAAAAAUUUGAUAGUGAUAUAAUAAAAAUAGUUAAAUAAAUAAUGGAUAUCAAACGUAUAAAAUUAGUAGAAGAACAAUGUUUAUUACGAGCUAUAGAUGAUCUAGGAAAAGGAUCAAAACUUCUUUGGAUUAUUUUUAUCAUCAAUGUUUUAGCGUCAUUAUUAUUUGGAAUAAAUUUCAUGUCCUAUGUAUUUAUUACUGAGAUACCUGAGUAUUGGUGCUCAACUCCAGAGCUCACGUCUACAAAUUGGACUACGAAUCAAAUAAAUAAUAUUUCUAUCGUUGACACAUGUCAACGAUAUAAUUAUAAUUAUACACAACUUGUGGAAUUGGGAUACGAAGAAGCCGUGCAACAUGUCAAGGAUUUUGAAUCUAAACCAAAGAUAGUUUCCUGUUCAUCAUUUACAUUCGAUGAUAAAGAAGGAUCAACAAUCGUUAGCGAAUGGCAAUUAGUGUGCGACAAAAAAUUACACCGAGCAAAUACAUUUUUAGUGUAUUCAUUAGGAAUAAUGAUUGGAUCAGCAAUUCUAGGAGUAUACGCAGAUAAAUAUGGCCGAAAAAAAUCAUUAAUCAUUAGUAUAAUAUUGCAAAUUAUUGUUGGACCUUUGACUGCAUUGGUACCAUGGUUUUGGGCUUAUGUUGUUUUGAAAUUCUUCACCGGAGUAAGUUCGGGUUCUAUGUAUUCUUCAGGGUAUACUAUUUUGUCAGAAGUCGCAAAAAGUAACAGGAUAAAGCUGCUUGCAGGUAUUCUUGAUAUUACAUUUUCAGUUGGAACUUUUUUCACUAUAGGUAUGGCUUAUUUUUUACCUCAUUGGAGGCAAUUACAAAUGGCCAUAUCAUGUUUUGUUCUACCGAUAGUUAUACUCAUUUGGUUUAUGCCAGAAUCACCGCGAUGGUUGAUAUCACAAAAUCGUCAUGACGAAGCUCGAAAAAUAAUUGAAAAAUAUCAUAAAUCGUUUGUUAUGACACCAAUUAGUAUGGUGGGAAACUCAACAAAUGAACUCACAAUGUCAUCGGGAGAAUGUCAUGAAACACCAAACGAAAAUAAAAGUUGUUUUCAUCGCAAUUUCGAAAGCUUAAGAAUUCUGUUUACGCAUCCCGAUUUGAGAAAAAAAAUGAUAAUCAUGAAUUUUUCGUAUUACUCUGCCUGUACUGCAAGUUUUUCACUUACCUUAGGUGUAGAUUAUUUUAAAUCGAGCCGUUAUGUAUAUAUGUCUAUAUUGGCAGCUAAUGAAAUACUAGGAGUCAUAGCGAUUUCGGUGAUACUGAUGUUUUUGAACGUUCGAAAACCACUCAUUAUGACCUAUAUAGUUGCAUUUGUGUUAAUGUUAACAAUUUUAGCUGUCCCUGAAGAAAAUAAAAAUACAAUAAUGGGAUUAGCAUUAGCAGGUAAAUUUUGUAUUUCCGCAUGUUUGACUGGCAGUUUAGUAUUUUUUUCAGAACUGUUUCCUAGUAAUGUGAGAAAUACUGCAUUUGGAACGUGCGUAGUAAUGGCGCAAACUGGAGCUAUGACUGCGCCAUAUAUUGUUGAUUUGCUUGGUGAUGUUGCUUGGUGGGCUCCUACUACACUUUGUAGUAUGCUAGCUUUUAUAGCUGGCAUUCUUUUUCUUUUUAUACCUCAAACAGAAGUUAAUAAUAAAAAUAAUUAUAAUGACCAAGAAGAAGUAACACUAUCCGAUGUAAAUCCCAAGUGAGAAGAUAUCAGUACGAAAUUGAUCGAUUGAAAAUGGAAAGUAUCAAGAAUUACUAGAGUCAAGAGUUACAUCGAUUGCUCAUAAAUACUUUUCGUCAAAUACGCAAUAAAUUGUGGAGUUAUAAAUUAUUUUAUAAUGUUUUAAAAUAAAAAAUUAAAUUGGGAUGAUUUUUUAGGUGUGCCGUCAACUGAUCCCAACAAUUUUAUACAACGACAACUGAAUUCUACAAAUUGAUCCCACCGACGUCUGAUCCCAUCGACAUUUGGUUCAAAGUGAUGAGGAUGAAGGUUUUGGAGAUGAUGAUAAAUUAUCAUUGAUAAUGAAAGUUAUGAAAAUCUUGAUGGAACUGAUGAAUUAGAUCAGUUGUCAUUAGUACCAGUUGUCAGUUGGAUCUAAUCUGUAGGGUCAAUUGUCGGGGAUCAGUUGUUAUGGAACCGAUUUUUUAAUUCUUUCGAAAUAUUUAUAAUGUAAAAAUAAUCUUUAAUAAAAUGUCAAAAUUUCAACGAAA